AGCCCCGCCGCCCAAACCGCGCAGCGGGAAGCUCCACACAGACGGGUAAUCGACGUCAGCGAAUAUCGCCAGGAUCUCUGGCUCCUUCGACCUGGACUCAAACCUGACCACCCGGUUCCUGUUCGCCGAUUAGCGCCACCACGAUGUGUUUCGGGGCCCGCGAGAAGAGCGACGAGGCGGGCGCUGCCCGGUCGCGCGAGCUUGAUAAAAUGAUUCGCGCAGACGAAAAGCGCAUGGCCAAAGAGGUCAAGCUUCUGCUUCUAGGUGCCGGAGAGUCCGGGAAGUCGACGGUCCUUAAGCAGAUGAAGCUCAUCUACGCGCAGGGGUUUAGCAAACACGAAAAGAUGGAAUGGAAGCCCGUGGUGUUCACAAAUAUCCUCCAGUCAUUCCGGCUGAUUGCCGACGCGAUGAACGAUCUGAACAUCGCUUUCGAGAACCCAGAGAACGAGAAACACAUGGCGCAAAUGAUGGUCGACUACGAGAUGACGGCUGAUGAGCCGUUACCAGAAGAGUACUUGGAGCCCGUCAAGAGACUGUGGACGGAUGCGGGCGUCAGGAAGGCGAUGGAGAAGGGAAACGAGUAUGCCCUGCAUGACAACCUCGAUUACUUCUGCAACGACGUGGAGAGGCUCUGGGACAAGAACUACGUCCCGACAGAUCAGGAUCUCCUACGAUCAAGGCUACGGACUACCGGCAUCACCGAAACCGUCUUCGACCUGGGCCAGCUCACAUACCGCAUGUUCGACGUCGGCGGUCAGCGUUCCGAGCGGAAGAAGUGGAUUCACUGCUUUGAGAACGUCAAUUGCCUGCUCUUCCUGGUGGCCAUUUCUGGUUACGAUCAGUGCCUGGUUGAGGACAAGGACGGCAACCAAAUGAACGAAGCCUUGAUGCUGUGGGAGUCGAUCGCCAACUCUCACUGGUUCACAAAAUCGGCGCUCAUCCUCUUCCUCAACAAGAUGGAUCUCUUCAAGGAGAAGCUUGCCAAGAGCCCGAUAACAAACCAUGGUUUCACCGACUACCAGGGGCCACCGAACGACUGGGAGAAGGCCAGCCACUACUUUAUGGACAAGUUCCGCGCCCUAAACCGCAACCCAGAAAAGGAGAUCUACGGCCACUUCACCAACGCCACCGACACAAACCUCCUCAAAAUUACAAUGGGUUCCGUCCAGGACAUGAUCAUCCAGCGGAACCUGAAGCAGCUCAUUCUGUAAGAACACGAUGUUUGCAUCCUCGACUGCUCUUGUUUCCCUCCCCCAGGGCUGGGGAGGCCCAAUUGCAGGCGAACCGGAUCCCCUGCUGUAAGCAUCCACUGCGGACUGCUCGGCCAGCAGCCUUGCCGGGGCACGGUUGCGCAAGGGAGCAGCAGCCGACCCCUUCUUUUAUUGUCUUCUUAUCCUCUCUUUACGAUACCAAACGUUUGUUUUUGUUUAAGCUUCACAUCCCCCCGUGGCGCUGUUCCUAACAAGUGUAUUCUUGAUAGGGUCUGACCACGCACGCCCCACCAAACGCCGACGAGUCUGCCAUCCACGUCUUGAAAGGAUUCCACUGCGUUACCAGCAGGUAACGCAGUACACCCCUUGUUUCGUUGUAUAUAUACACUACACUAUGAUACUAGCGGCUGGGCGUAGCGUUUGUUAUCCUUCUUUCCCUACUUCACCUUCUCAGCUUCAUUCCCCUUGUUUGAAUAAUCUUCUGGAAGCCUUGGAUACGGGAUGGGUAUAGGAGAUCACUGGGUGGAAUUAGAUGUCUAGCGUUUUUGUUUUCUCGCAAACAAAAAUGGAAUCAUGACCGGAUUGAGCCGAUGCCAACGGAGCAGUACCUUAGUGCAUGGCCUUUGUGUUUGAGGGCAGGAGGAAGCGUGGAAGGAAGAAUGACCAUUGGCGAAGGACGCGGCACUUGGGCGGGUCAACGGAGAUGUACUAAAGUUUAAUUCGUCCACCACACCCAAGUUCUGUGCACUUGUGGGGGCAAUUUACGUUUAAGGGGGAGGUGGAGAAGCAGACCAUGCUUACCUUAUAUUAACGUGCUACACUCCGUACCUUAUAUGCUGCAGGACAGUGGGGA
Messenger RNA from Thermothelomyces thermophilus ATCC 42464, 2064 nucleotides. RefSeq lists its product as uncharacterized. Gene Ontology annotation, cellular component: heterotrimeric G-protein complex. NCBI's taxonomy places the organism in Eukaryota, Fungi, Ascomycota, Sordariomycetes, Sordariales, Chaetomiaceae. The record is from RefSeq and is a predicted model, not a curated record. The transcript has 5 exons. Gene Ontology annotation, biological process: G protein-coupled receptor signaling pathway. The coding region runs from base 144 to 1211 and encodes 355 amino acids. Gene Ontology annotation, molecular function: GTPase activity; G protein-coupled receptor binding; G-protein beta/gamma-subunit complex binding.